This is a messenger RNA of Peniophora sp. CBMAI 1063, 1125 nucleotides long. The record is from the annotation of a GenBank genome assembly. Lineage: Eukaryota; Fungi; Basidiomycota; Agaricomycetes; Russulales; Peniophoraceae.
AUGGAUUCUACUACUUGCAACGCAAGGCUUCAGACAGCACUCGCUCUUACUCGUCGCGUCUCCGAUCAGCGACUCUUUCCUCUCCUUCUCGAGACCAUCUUGACAACGAUCUUCACUGUUGCACUCGUCUACUUCGUCUGUCAACGAUGGUCGCACAAGUCAAGAUCUUCGAGACUGACGCUGUUCUUCGCGGUGCUGAUGUAUGCAUUGGCGGUCGUCUUAUGGGCUCUUGACGUCCGCAUCUUGAACGAGUAUAUGUACCCAACCAUGGCUUGGGAGUUGUCACCCACGAAAGAUCGCGCUCAAGAGGAGGUGUUGCUCAAUGUGCUCAACGAUGCGCAAACCGCACAAAACGUCAUUACACAGGCCAUCUAUGUGAUGACCGAUGUCAUUACACUCUGGCGAGUGUACGUCGUCUUCCAAAAGCCGAGGUGGCUCCUGGCCUUGCUUGUUUUCACCGGUCUUGUUGAAACCGGCUUCUCUAUCAGCGUCGUCUAUCUCGCCUCAGUGACCACUCCAGCAUCGAGUGCACACCAGCAAGACGUAUACCGGGCUUCAUAUCUGACAGUAGGCGUCUCUACUACGAUCUGUCAGGUCUUCUCUUCAGCGAUGAUCGGAUACAAAGCUUGGUCGCACUGGCGGGAGAUCAAGGAGUUCAUCAAUGCCUCAGCCUCUCGCCGUCUCGUUCCCAUGCUACUCCUCAUCGUCGAGAUCGGCGCGGUGUACUCUGCUCUUUGGAUCUGGUUCAACCUCAUCUGGGCCUACAACUCAUCUUGGAAUGAAACCGCUUUCUAUUGGUCGGAUUUCUAUAUGGUGACCCUAGCGGCCAUGUACCCGACGCUUGUCAUCAUGCUCGUCGCUGCCCAUGGCUCCAUCGUCGAACGCAGCUUUCAGCUACCAUCUAGGGCAAGCGCCAUGGAGAUCGCCGUUCCAGUCAUUGCAACAGUGGUAGACCGCGAGGCUGUGAUGAUGCCCUCUUUGCACCCAUUCUCUGAAAUCCGGGACGACAAGAAACCAGAUGCUACUCUGUCCGCCGGCGAAAAGGCGCCUGAUAACGAAACAGUGUUGGAGAUGUCUUUCUCGUCAAUCGAGGGCGAUAUAGCGCGAAGUGUCUCGAUGGUGUAA